Messenger RNA from Rhizophagus irregularis DAOM 181602=DAOM 197198, 655 nucleotides. The record is from RefSeq and is a predicted model, not a curated record. NCBI's taxonomy places the organism in Eukaryota, Fungi, Glomeromycota, Glomeromycetes, Glomerales, Glomeraceae.
AUGAAAAAAUGCUGGGAUGAGGAUCCAUUAAAAAGGCCAUCUUCUAAAGAAGUUUUGAAUAUUAUUAAAAAUUGGAUUUUCCAUCCUUCAAAUAAGAAAAUUAAAGAUAUCAAUAAAGAAUUAAAAAGCAAUAUUACUGAAUUUAUAAAUGCACCAAUUGAGUAUAAUAACCUUAUUGUAGAAUCUCAUCCAAAAGCAUGCUGUACAAGUCAUUUACUUGAUUUUACUAGUAAAGAAUUAAAUGAAAUUCUAGAAGGUUUUCAAGGAUUUCUUGAAUUAAAACAAAAUUAUCAAGGUUCUCAAAAUGAAUUACAAAAUAUUCAAAUGGAAUUAAUUAAUUUACAACAAAACUCAACUUUACAAAAUGAAGAAUUUGCAAAAAAAGAAAGUACUUUACAAAUCCAAAUUACAAACCUGCAAAGUGAAAAGCAAGCUUUAGAUGGCAAGCUGACUGAACAGUUAAAGCAAAUCAGUCAGCUAAAUCAAGAAAAAAAUAAUCUGCAAGAUAAAUUAGUCCAAACAGAAACUAUUAUUCAAGAGUUAAAAUUUCAGCAAGAUCAAUUUAAAAAUCAAUUAAAUCAAUCUCAAAUUGGUUAUAAACAAAUAGAAGAAGAAAAUCUUAAAUUAGAAAAGAUUGCUGAAACUUAUUAUCAAA